Messenger RNA from Anarrhichthys ocellatus (wolf-eel), 7377 nucleotides. Its product is annotated as potassium voltage-gated channel subfamily A member 2. The transcript has 2 exons. Gene Ontology annotation, molecular function: delayed rectifier potassium channel activity; protein binding. The record is from RefSeq and is a predicted model, not a curated record. Gene Ontology annotation, biological process: action potential; potassium ion transmembrane transport; protein homooligomerization. Gene Ontology annotation, cellular component: axon terminus; membrane; juxtaparanode region of axon. Lineage: Eukaryota; Metazoa; Chordata; Actinopteri; Perciformes; Anarhichadidae. Bases 762 to 2249 code for a protein of 495 amino acids.
GUAAAUUGGUGAUUGCAGAUUUAUUCUCACGCCGACAUGAAAAGAUGAACUCAUUGUUGAUGCACGUGUCCCAGAACGCGUCUAAUUAUUAAAUCCUGGUCAUAAGAUUUUUUUUUGAAGCCCUCUCCCUCCUCCGCGCCUUGCUUUGUCCUCCCUCCCUUUGCAGAUGUUGCCUCUCCGAGCACCUCAUCAGUACCAUUUACCUUUGCGGCUGUCUGCAGCCACAGCUCGUGACAGUCACGCUGGAGCGGAGGGCAACAGCGGAGGCAAAUCAUUCUGCUGAUCCCAGCACCUUUUGGUUAGUAAGGGAAGCACCAGCACCUCCUUGAUCGGUUCCCUCCGCCCUUUUUUUUUUCUUUCUGUUUUUUUUGCCAAUCGCCAUCCCACAACAGCCUACCCGGAGGAAAGGAGUCUGGGAGGGGAAAGCGAGGACACACCCGCACAUACUGUACCCGGUGUACACUGCGAGGAUGCUGCAGACAACAUGAGGUGACUAUCAUCGACUGCCCCACAUUGGAUUUUUUUUUUUACCCACUUUGGAGACCUGAUUGUCGCAGCUGGUUAUUCACCUUCCUGGUACCGGGAGCAUCAACUCCCAUCAGAUAUGAAAAAGAUGCCUGCAGUCAGGUCCUAGGUGACAUCCUGUGGCCGUCAGGUCUUUACGGUGUCGAGCCCCCUCCCUCUCCUGGCCCCUGCCUGCAGCUCUCCAGGCUGCAAGACCCAGACUCACUGAAAAGUGCAGGCCUCCCCCCCCCCGCAGAAUGACUGUAGCCACCGGCGACACCUCUGACGAGGCGGCUGCACACCCGCAGGACUACGACCCGGAGGCCGACCACGAGUGUUGUCAGAGGGUGGUCAUCAACAUCUCAGGGCUGCGCUUUGAGACUCAACUCAAGACCCUCUCCCAGUUCCCUGAAACUCUGCUGGGGGACCCCAAAAAGAGGAUGCGGUACUUUGACCCGCUGAGGAACGAGUACUUUUUCGACAGGAACAGACUCAGCUUUGACGCCAUAUUGUAUUAUUACCAGUCAGGGGGCCGGCUAAGAAGGCCGGUCAACGUCACCCUUGAUAUUUUCUCAGAGGAGAUUCGGUUCUACGAGCUCGGCGACGAAGCCAUCGAGAUAUUCAGAGAAGAUGAGGGGUUCGUCAAGGAGGAGGAGCGGCCUCUUCCAGAUAAUGAGUUUCAGAGACAGGUAUGGCUGCUGUUUGAGUAUCCAGAGAGCUCAGGUCCUGCUAGGAUUAUUGCCAUAAUCUCUGUCAUGGUUAUCCUGAUAUCUAUUGUCAGUUUCUGCUUGGAGACCCUCCCCAUUUUCCGCAAUGACGAUGACGAUUUGCACAAGUCUCACACGAAAGUCUAUUCACCCGAGACCAACACCACAAUCUUCACCUAUAAUUCCACCUACUUCACUGACCCCUUCUUUAUCCUGGAGACUCUCUGCAUCAUAUGGUUCUCCUUUGAGUUUCUAGUGCGCUUCUUUGCCUGCCCCAGCAAAGCGGGCUUUUUUGGUAAUAUAAUGAACAUAAUUGAUAUUGUUGCCAUCAUCCCAUACUUCAUCACUCUUGGCACAGAGCUCGCAGAAAAGCCAGACGAUGGUCAGGCGGGUCAGCAAGCCAUGUCUUUAGCCAUUCUCAGGGUCAUCCGCUUGGUGCGAGUCUUCAGAAUUUUCAAGCUCUCCCGUCACUCCAAGGGGCUUCAGAUUUUGGGUCAGACCCUGAAAGCCAGCAUGAGAGAGCUGGGCCUGCUCAUUUUCUUCCUCUUCAUAGGGGUCAUACUUUUCUCGAGCGCCGUCUUUUUCGCCGAAGCAGACGAGCCCGAGUCACACUUCGAAAGCAUCCCGCAUGCGUUCUGGUGGGCGGUGGUGUCCAUGACAACAGUCGGCUACGGCGACAUGGUCCCAACGACGAUCGGUGGCAAGAUCGUGGGCUCCCUCUGUGCCAUUGCAGGUGUGCUGACCAUUGCCUUGCCCGUGCCUGUCAUUGUGUCCAACUUCAACUACUUCUAUCACCGCGAGACUGAAGGCGAAGAACAGGCGCAGUACCUGCAGGUCAACGUGCCCAAAGCCGAUUCGGCCGAGGAGCUGCAGAAGAGCCGGAGCGGCUCCACCAUUAGUAAAUCGGACUAUAUGGAGAUCCAGGAGGCGGUGAACAACAGCCGCGAGGACAUUCAGGAGGAGAACCUUAAGACGGCCAACUGCACGCUGGCCAACACAAACUAUGUAAACAUCACCAAAAUGCUCACAGACGUGUAGUCUUCUGCUUUUUUCCUCCCCGUCACAGCGGGAAAUGUGGAGCUGAGCAACUGGACGGGAUAGGCUCCCAUCUCACGUGUGCUGGAAAAAAAUAAAGGCAUAGAAUUUAGGAUGUUGAUGAUGAUGAUGAUAGACAGUGAAAAAAAAUGCAAAGACCAUCCGCUCACUCCUUGCUCAUCCUGUCUUCCCUCCUCACAACUUGCCCUUAAAACUCCUGAUAACUGUCAAACAGAGUGAAAUUUCUAAUUUUACAUUUCUGCAUGGAGUUUGCUUUUUUUUGUGUGUGUGUGUGUGUGUGGCUGUUUUGAAAAAAAUAACAAUGCCUAAAAAUGUCCUGCUCACAACAGUAGCUAAUAGUAGUGCACAAAAAGAAAAGAAAAAGGGAGAACAAGGCAAGAAAAAAAAAAGAAGUAUUGCUUUCAAAAAGAAAGAAAAAAAGCCACACCAGCCCUGCUUUCGUCCCCCGUCCCUCGGCCUCUCAUUUCCCAAGGCAAGCUGCUCUGCCAUGCGCUUUCUGAAGAGCCCUACUUGUGCGCUACAUAUGCUGCUUCCUGGAGCCAAUGAAACGAGAACUGUCUUACGCUACCAUUUAGAAAUAAGAGGAUGUGUGAGCAUAAAGCAAGCUCCCUUCAGCGCUGAUAUAGCCUGUGGGCGACUUGUGACGAGGUUGGUGGUUAAGCACACCACGUUAUUUCAAGGAUGAAUGACAGCCAUCAGCGCGUAGCUUAUGGUUCGACACCUUUUUUUCCCAGCAGACAUCAGUAUCUGAUGAAUGACUGAGAAUGGCCUUGACUUUUCACUGCUUUGGUCUUACUGUAUGUAUUGCAAUGCAAGCUUUCCUCCCUUCCAUUCACCCAAAACUGGUCUUACUGCAGAGCUUUGAGGACAACUUGAAUGUUUCUUCUUGUUUUGUUUGUUUUUCACAGUUUCACACACGCACACACACGCACACAGUACGUAUUCAAAUAGUAGGUUAACUGUGACUUAACUGAUAGCCAGUAGAUAGGUGCUGUUAGUAGUAAACAGUUAGUCAGUAGAUUAUUGCAUGACAUUUUUAUCUGAAUGAGAAUUUCCACUUGUUUCUCGACUGCCACUUGCUUCAUCACACCACUGUGUCAUCACACCACACUUUAAAAAAAGGCAGACUGCAGGUAGCGGUCACGCAUAAAGCUGUAUGUUAGAGGAUUUCUUAAGGAAUAAUCAUAAGUCGAAAUACCCCCCUAAACAGGAUACGGUAUCCUCGCCGAUACUAACAUACCAUGUAGAAGUCAUUGCGUUAAACUUCAGCCGCAAACUCACACUCUAGUUUUUGACAUCAAUCCCAGUUGCACCUGUGAUAGACUUGCAGUGCUGUCUUUUUCACAGGUUUGUCACACAAUCGUGUCCUCACGAUGAAAAUAGCAACUUUUUAGGAUUUGUGUAUAGAACAAAGCUCCCCCCCCCCGAACUGCCUUUUUAUCUGGGUUUACGCUAAUCUCCUAGUGUUGCAUGACCUCAAAAACAUUCCUAGAAGCAUGCAAUUAAGAUCAAAGAAGAAGCCACACAAAAAAAUGUGUAAUUAAUACAAUAGAAAUAUAUAUUGCUUAUAUGAAAUAUAUGUAUACAGACAAGACACAUAUAACAGUACACAUAUACUUUUAUCGGAGAAAUAAAAAACUUAAAAUAGCAAUGUUUAAGAGAAAGCAAGAGCCUUUCCACAAUGCUCAGAUCAUUGCCAUGUUUUUAUUUUCGAUGACAAUAAUAAUUGUUCUGAGCACAGUUUCUAUGUUCUCCUGUUUCAGAGCCUGUUCAGAGUGCCAGAGACACACUCUUACUCGCCAAUUUAAAAGCAUAUUCUUUGCUAGCGGGUUUUCCAGCAAACCUGACACACGUUUAGAUACUAAACGUUUGCUUUACUCUGUAUAAAAAUGCCUUCUGUGAAUGAAUUGUUGAAAGGCAGGUCGGUGUCCAAAACGGUAUCACCCCAUACCAGAGUCAGAGAUUUUGUAUUGGCGUUAAAUUGUUCAGAAUUGAAAUGGAGACUGGCUGUCCUCUAAGAAGUCUUAUGACACCAGAAGCUCACUCUGUCUGUAAAAGUUGGCAUCGAAUGUGAACUAGGUACUGAUUCUAGGAUUGUGUCCAGCUGAGAUUCAUCCACUGUUCGCUCAACACUGCCAAGGUAACAGUCAAAGGCAGUAACGUCAAUAUGGGAAGUGAUAAUUAGCAGCAGUGUAGCAGGUAUUGGCUAACCGAGGGGGUCCUCUGACUUCACUCGUGAGUCUCUUGCCUUUCUUCAUCUUUUCACAGACGUGUCCUAGGGAAUGAGAAAGGUGAUGGAUUAGGAGAAGGCCUGUAGCAACAACUGUCUAAACAAAUUCUGUCAUGCCAGGAUGUACAUCUUUAGUCUUAGGGUUUCAUUCUGCUCUCUAGGGUCUAUAACCUGCAGUAGCAAAAUGUUUUGACACCAUCGCUGUCAAUAUGUGCUCAGGAUGCCUCGUCCAACUGCCUGACAUGAGGCUGCUGACGUUUACUCUCAUGUAUGUUGAAAGGGUUGUGGAGCACUUCUGUUUGUUACUUUCCCGAGAGUGGCAUGAAGGUGGAUUGAGAUGUUAAAAUGGUCUGUGACUCAAGGUAGGACCAGAUUAGAUAGUUAUUUAGCAAUAUUCCUAUAAUCCUUUGGGUGGAUGGGUCUGUGUGGAGAACAAAGAUGUUGUUGUUUUUUAAAAGAAUGAACCUCAUCGGACCUCCACCGUCCAACCAAGAUCUGGUUGAUCAUCAGUUGAGUAUUGUUGUGGGUGUAUGGAUGCACAGCUCUGUAGGAGUUGUCUGUGCGUGGGCAUGGGUGAGUGUGUGCAUGUGUACAAGUGUGUAUGGGCGAGAAAGAGAGAGAGAACCACUGAAUGUCAGCGUCUUAGCCUGGUUGUACAGCUGCAUUUAUGAAACAGCCAUUUGCAUAUACUUGUUUAUGUGGGGAAAAAGAACCACUCACAGUCUGACCAAAAAUAUUUGUCUAUGCAUGCAAAUGCAUUGUAUCGUUAUUGUCUGCAUUCCAUUUGUUUUGUUUUUCUUUACAUAUAUUAAUGAUAAAUGUUACGGAUACAUGCAACAUUUAUCUGUUACGUUUGAAAUUGGGCACGUCACUAUACCUCAGCCAAAUUCAUUGUAGCAACUCGCACACGGGAGCCCACGAGUUGUGUAUCAACGGUUAUUUCUGCUUCAAGCACAAAGACGAGCAGAAUCAUCCUCAUCUGUAGACCUGCAGAUUUAAUCUGUGAAAUGUUUUUAUUCAGUGAAAACAAAGUCCAUCCAAAAGAUGUUGUAUCGCUUUAGAAGGAGCACCACAGCCUCUAAAAAAAACUAAAAUACAAUAAAAAAAAAAAAAUCAUCUCUCACCUGCUGAGGGACCCACCAGCAAAUCCACUCCAUGAGAAGGGUGCCCAAUAGUGAAUACACUGAGACAUCUAUGCAGAGUAUGCUAGCUGGUAGUUGAGAAGGUUCAAAUACUGAAUGUUUUAUGUUUUAUUACAGUCGACCCUGAGAGCUGACGCCGCAUUUGAAAAACGAACCACAAGAGAAACGCUUUGCAAUAUUCUGCUGCUGGACGUCAAACACUCACACGUUGGCUGAAUGUGAAUGUGAGCUUUUCUGACCUUCUGUUUGUUGAAACUGCGAUGUCAGCUCUUUGAGACAACUCACACAUAGAAAAAAACUCAUACAUGUGGGGAAACAAGAAGAUCAAUAUGCAAUCUGUAUGCAUGUGUGCGUUUGAGGAAGAACGUUUUUUUGCUGUUGUUGUUGUUUUCGUUUGACCCCUCCAGAGCCUGGUAGUGAGGCAUCCACUGAAACAAUAUGUACAGUUCUUCACCCUUCCCCACCCCAUCCCCCCCAUAUCAUAGAGGCCUGAAAACAUCCAUCAACAAUGGUACAGUGGAUAAUGGAUUUUCUUUCUAUGAAAUGAAAUGUGAGAGAAUAAUGUAAAUAAGAACCAAUGGAUGAUGAAGCAAAAACCAUGUACUAUAUACUGUAUGUGAAGUCUGGAUUUAAAACGUAGUAUUAUCUGCACUUUACAAGACAAAAAGGACAAUCUAUGGACAAGAAAAACAUGUGAAAUCUAAGAUGCAUAUACUCCUUCCAAAUGAUCAUAACCCUGACAAAGUAAUAUCGGUAAUAAAGCCAAUAAUAAUUCAACUGAAAUGUUAUGGUCAGUGUGUUUAUUGUGUGUCACCUUUUACUGCUCAAGUGAUUUUCAGUAUGAAGAGGACGCACAUGAGAGGUGUUCAUCAAAUGUUUCUGCAGCCUUCUUCACAUUUUUUCGCAAGGCAUUUAUUUAGUCAGCCAAAUGAUCUGAGGAGCUAAUUUUAGCCUGAAGAACGUCUGCGCUGAUGCAAAAUGCCACGAAUCGAUUAAAGGGCCCCUUUGUUGUUAUUUUUAGGACACCCAGAGCUUUGUAGCCACUGGUAGUGUGGAGGACAUUUUCAAAACGUCUCCUGGUAUCUUCAGCUCCUUCCUCCCUUUAAGUGCACGGUGUGUGCUCCUUGCAGUUUAAAAGAGAGAGCAGGGUGUUCUAUUAAUAGCGUUUUUGUUAGAGAAAGAGAGAGGAGCAGGAGGAUGAACGUGAGCGGAGGUGGAGACGGGGUGGAAAGGAGAUGGCAGAGGAAAAUAAAUCCUUCAUGGUGAACUCUUCAUGGCAGCACAGUUACAUCCAUGUGUAACAAGCCACAAUGGGGGGAAAAAUGUUUAUUUCUUUAAGAUCCAUACAUUCUGCAAUUGCAAUUUGGAGAUACAAGCAGACGUCUCUUGUGAUCUUCUGCUUUCUUCCUAUGGUUUCUUUUUUGCCUCUCCUCACCUCACGGUCACAUCCACACCUGCACGGUUUUGCGAGGUGACUGCCGUCAUGUUCUGUGCUUCCUGCUAUCUUUAGUCCGCCCGUGGUUUAACUACAGCUCUGCAUUGCGAGCGGGAACACUCGGGGCCUCGGUGCUGUAGCUACAUCUCUGCUGUAGUCAUUAUUCUUGCUUUGAUCUGCCAAUGCAGUCCAGCACUCUGCAGCUCGGGGAGAGAGGCAGGCAGGAUGGAGCAGCCCAAACCAAGGACAGGGGCAGCAGGAACACAGGCCUGCUGCAGGUGGCUUCUGAUGCCUGUGGUGAAA